This is a messenger RNA of Anarrhichthys ocellatus (wolf-eel), 2676 nucleotides long. RefSeq names its product formimidoyltransferase cyclodeaminase (gene ftcd). The transcript has 14 exons. The coding region runs from base 321 to 1940 and encodes 539 amino acids. NCBI's taxonomy places the organism in Eukaryota, Metazoa, Chordata, Actinopteri, Perciformes, Anarhichadidae. Gene Ontology annotation, molecular function: transferase activity; folic acid binding. The record is from RefSeq and is a predicted model, not a curated record.
UACAUGAGGCAACAUGAGGCGUGUUGAAAUGGAGCGUUUAACCCAUGAACAGUGAGUAACACUUCAUUCAGAGUUAUGUGAACAUUUAAAGUGUGGAAACAAUAAUCCGACCACGAUGAGCCUGAUGAGUCUCUGUAUGUGUCGGACCGUGAGCUUUGUGUUAAUCAGUAAUCGUUGUCAGCUGACCCACAUACUGACCUGCAGCUAAUCAUUAGACACACUGGACUCUGUUAGAGGAGCAGUGGGGGGUUUGUGGGUUUUGGGGGGUGACGUUAGACCUGCAGACUGAGUUUGAAUCUCUUCAUUCAGUUUCAGACAUUAUGGCUCAGCUGGUCGAGUGUGUCCCCAACUUCUCAGAGGGUCGAAACAAAGAGGUGAUCGAUGCCAUCGCAGCAGCCGUCUCCGGCACGCCGGGCUGCAGCCUGCUGGGAGUCGACCCUGGAGCCUCCACCAACCGGACGGUCUACACCUUCGUGGGCUCACCUGCAGCCGUGGUGGAGGGAGCGCUGAAUGCCGCCCGGCAGGCCUUCAGCCUCAUCGACAUGAGCACGCACUCAGGUGAGCAUCCUCGGACCGGAGCACUGGACGUUUGUCCCUUCAUCCCCAUCCAGAACGUUUCGAUGGACGACUGUGUUCACUGUGCUGACGUCUUCGGACAGAAACUGGCGGAGAUGCUGAACGUCCCCGUUUAUCUUUAUGGUGAAGCAGCACAAAAAGAAUCCAGAAGAAAUCUUCCGUCUGUGAGAACCGGAGAGUACGAAGCUUUACCUGACAAGUUGAAGCUCUCUGAUUGGUCCCCUGACUUCGGUCCUGCCGUGUUCGUGCCGUCGUGGGGCGCCACGGUAACGGGCGCUCGCAAGUUCCUCAUCGCCUUCAACGUGAACCUGAUCGGCACCAAAGAGCAGGCUCACCGCAUCGCUCUGGACCUCAGGGAGCAGGGCCGAGGGAAAGACCAGCCGGGGCUUCUGCAGAAGGUGCAGGGGAUGGGCUGGUACCUGGACGAAGCCAACAUUGCUCAGGUGUCCACCAACAUCCUGGACUACGAGGUGACCCCCCUCCACACUGUGCACCAGGAGGUCUGCAGGCUAGCUGAGGAGCUGAAGCUGCCGGUGGUGGGCUCUCAGAUCGUAGGCCUGAUCCCUCUGAAGGCCGUGCUGGACUCUGCUGACUUCUACAUCCAGAGAGACCGACUCUUCAUCGUGGAAGAGGAGCACAAAGUCCGGCUGGUGAUCAGUAAACUCGGCCUCGACUCUCUCGGUCCGUUCAACCCGAAGGAGAGAAUCAUAGAGUACAUGGUGAGGUCACAGGAGAACAGCCGGCUGGUGUCUCUGUCUCUGCAGCAGUUUGUUCAGAGUGUUGGCGCUCGAACGGCGGCUCCUGGUGGAGGAUCGGUUUCUGCUGCCGUCGCUGCUCUGGGGGCAGCGUUGGGCGCCAUGGUCGGUCAGAUGACUUACGGGAAGAGACAGUUUGAGAAGCUGGACAACAGGAUGAGGAGGCUGAUCCCUCCGUUCCAUCAGGCCACGAACGAGCUGCUGCUGAUGGUGGACGCCGACUCGACCGCCUUCAACAGCUACAUGGCGGCGCUGAAGAUGCCGAAGAACACCGCAGAGGAGAUGAAAAGGAGAGAGGUUGCGAUGCAGGAGGGGCUGCAGAGGGCGGUGGCUGUGCCCUUGGCUCUGGCUGACAGGAUCAGCGUCCUUUGGUCGCCUCUUAAAGAAAUGGUUGUCUACGGAAACAUUGCCUGCAAGUCGGACGCUCAGGUGGCAGCUAAAGCGUUAGAGACGGCUGUUUUCGGAGCAUAUUACAACGUCACCAUCAACCUCAAAGACAUCGCAGACGACGCCUUCAAGAUGGCUACUCAGAAGAGAGCGGCGGCGUUGCUGCAGGAAGCGAAGGAAAGCGCCGCUGCCGUCCUCCUCGCUGCCGAAGAAAGAAACUGAAGUUCUUCUACAACGUUUAACCUCAGAAUGUGUUUCAAUUAUUACUGUAGGGAUGCUAACAGGAAGCUAAAGAUAGGGAUGCUAACAGGAAGCUAAAGAUAGGGAUGCUAACAGGAAGGUAAAGAUAGGGAUGCUAACAGGAAGGUAAAGAUAACGAUGCUAACAGGAAGGUAAAGAUAACGAUGCUAACAGGAAGGUAACGAUAACGAUGCUAACAGGAAGGUAACGAUAUUGAUGCUGACAGCAAGCUAAAGAUAGGGAUGCUGACAGCAAGCUAAAGAUAGGGACGCUGACAGCAAGCUAAAGAUAGGGACGCUAACAGGAAGGUAAAUGAUGCUAACAGGAAGCUAAAAAUAGGGAUGCUAACAGGAUAUUGUUUAUGGAAAAGGUAUUUACUAAACUCAAAGGCUCUGAACGUCCUCAAUUUAGAUUGCCGAUACAUAAUGAAUCAAUAAAAACAAUACAAAUAGAUCAAUUAAUGUUCAAAUAAAUAUACAUUCACCCUUUAAACCUCCUCAUUGUUCAUUCAUGAAGUGUUUGGAUAUUGAUCAUCGCUGUAGAGAAACUAUCGGCCACCAGGUGGCAGCAGAGAACUCCAGUCUGACCGAACUCAUUCAGAAAUGUAGAAAUUAUGUUUUCUGUACUUUGCAAAUUAAACACAAACCUUAAGUAACAUGACGUGUGUGUGUGUGUGAGUGUGAGAGAGAGAGAGAGAGAGAGAGAGAGAGGGAGAGAG